Messenger RNA from Drosophila nasuta, 2702 nucleotides. Its product is annotated as diphthine methyltransferase. Gene Ontology annotation, cellular component: cytoplasm. The record is from RefSeq and is a predicted model, not a curated record. The coding region runs from base 78 to 1184 and encodes 368 amino acids. NCBI's taxonomy places the organism in Eukaryota, Metazoa, Arthropoda, Insecta, Diptera, Drosophilidae. Gene Ontology annotation, molecular function: diphthine methylesterase activity; protein binding. Gene Ontology annotation, biological process: protein histidyl modification to diphthamide. The transcript has 2 exons.
CGCGGUGUGACCAUUCUAACCGGCUCGAAUCAUUCCGUUAUCGAUUUCAAUUUGUGUUUAUUCGAUUUAUCGUCAGCAUGGAGUUCACAACGCUGCACAGUGUGGACACCGAAUACUCUGCGGAUACGGUGGAAUGGUGCACUACACAGGAUGAACAGCAUGCAGAGUACUUUGCCUGCGGCACCUAUCAGCUAAUCGAGGCCGAAGCCGAAUCGCAAACGCAACGUUCACGCAAAGGACGCAUAUAUUUGUUUGCUUUCGAUCGACAAUGCGGCGAACUCAACAAACUGCAGAGCACAGAAACUGCUGCCAUACUGGACAUGAAAUGGCUGCCUGCUUGGACAAAGAACACUGGUCCACUGUUGGCCACCGUCAAUGCGUUGGGUCAGCUGGAGAUAUACGAAUUGCUGCACCACGAGCGUCGCCUGGUGCCUCGUGCCAGCUGUGGACUGGGAACCAAGACAGCUGAAGAUGUGCCUGCUUUGGCGUUGGCGCUGGAUUGGCAGCGUAAGGCUGAUGAGGAUGUCGUGGAAUUACUUGUCUCCGAUUCGCUGGGCAAUGUGCAUCGACUGCACUACACAUCGCAGGAUGAACUGCGACAUCAAGACCACUGGCAUGCCCACGACUUUGAGGCUUGGACCUGCGCGUUUGAUCGCUGGACGCGUGGUGUUGUGUACAGCGGUGGCGAUGAUUGCCUGUUGCAUGCCCACGAUUUGCGCGUGGAGCCAACGGAACGCAUCUGGACGAAUCGAGCACAUGAUGCUGGCGUUACAGCCUUGCUCAGUCAUCCACUGCACGAGCAUCUGCUGCUCACAGGCAGCUAUGAUGAGCGAUUGCGUGUGUUCGACACGCGCGCCAUGAAACGCACGAUUGCCGAGCUGAAUUUGAAUGGAGGGAUUUGGCGUCUGAAGGCGCAUCCCAAGCGCAACGAUCUAAUAUUGGCCGCCUGCAUGUACACCAAUUUUAGUGUGGUCGAUUUGGCUGCCGCCGGCGGCGACAAUUUGAGUGCAAACCCCAAACUGCUGGGAACUUAUCUGGAGCACAAAAGCAUUUGUUAUGGCGCCGAUUGGGCACCAUUUAUCGAUAGCAAUGUAUCAGAGGACACUGGAUCGAGACUGCACAUGGCCACGUGCUCCUUUUAUGAUCACAAACUGUGUCUUAGCCGAGUGGACGCAAAUAUUUAGUUAAUUUAUUUUUAAUGGUUUAUCAAAUAAACGCUUAGCAGCGUGUAAAUUGUUUGUCUACAAAGUAAAACAGGCUUGGUUUCUGGUUUAAUUUUGUAAAUACAUUUUUAGUAAAACUGUAGUCAAAUGUAUGACAUUUUUAUUAAUUAUUGCAAGACAAUAUACAAAUUUUGAAAAAUGCAAUUGUUAUUGCAAAAUUUGUUGAACAAAACCCUAAACAACGUUGAAUUCAUAUUGUCAGUCUAUGCUUUGUGUUGCAUUUGGUAUUUUCACGGUUAUCAGUCAUAGUUUUCUCUUAAUUUGCAAAACUGCACAGAUUAAAUUUUAUUUAUUUAUUUGAAGUGCGUUUUACUCCGUUAAAAUGAUCAUUUUACAUAUGUAUAAUCGGCAAAACGUUGUGCUCUAUCGAUAACAGUGUUUAUGCACAAAUUCAGUAUAUUUUUGGGCCCAAGCCAUAAAACGGUUAUCGCCGCUUGUUAUCGUCAUCGUUUGCAGCGCGACCAAUUUGCCAAUUGUUUUGAUUUUGUUUUUUAACGCGUUCACCAUGUCUGUGGAAAAACAGAGAAAAAGGCUAAACAAUCAGCUCGCCAACAUGCUGACAACACUUGACACCAUCAGUUGCCGUAUGCAGGACACAGCCGACGAAUCGAGAAGGCAACAAACAGCGGCUGCGUCGUUGAUACAGCGUCUCCCCGAAUUGAAAGAGGAACUGCCCCAAACAGAAGUCAAGCAUCAAUCACUGCAAAAACAAAUGUCUGCGUUGGCAAACAAUGACGAACAGCUACUGGAAAUAUUUAUGCAAAGUAUCCACAAGCUGGGAUGUAAUUUGUACAUAAGUUGCGACUCCGCCGAUGAACGAACGCUCUACAGAAUCGACUUCACAACAAAUCGCUAUUUGGUGUUCGGCGUUGAGAAUGGUCAGCUGUCGUUGCUGCAAAUAUCGCCAGCGCAUCCAAACUUCGACAACAUCAAGGAGUUUUUCAGUGAAUCGCAGGAUUUAAUCGGUUUACUUGGAAGUUUUGGCAGUGCACAAUAACGAACCAUAAAUAAUUUAGCAUUUUUAUAUUAUUGACGAAAUAUAUUAGGUAGUUAAUAUACACAACAAUAAAGGUAGUUUUUACCGCUACCGAGAAAUUACAAUAUACACAACAAUAAAGGUAGUUUUUACCGCUACCGAGAAAUUACAAAUGAAAAGACUUGUUUGGGCAUCAUCAAUUAUGUUUUUAUCUCGUUAUUAUUCGCAAAAAAUAUAAAAGGCAUUGCUUUCGUAUAUAUUUGCUAUAUAUAUAUAUGUAUAUGUACUAUAUAUUUUAGGUAUCACACGCUUGUAUCAUUUUCAUUUUUCUAUUUGCAACAAAUAUUCUUCAACCAUCAUCAUCAUCUCUUCCAGCUGCUCUAAAUAAUGUUGACUGUCACUCUACCCCAGCUUCGCUACCACUUUUCCAGUUUCAGUUCCAUCUUCUACGGUGUCACCACAUUCUGUAUCCAGUUGAGGGCGCCGCGAAUGCGACGCAAGCG